Messenger RNA from Labeo rohita (rohu), 2008 nucleotides. Its product is annotated as N-acyl-aromatic-L-amino acid amidohydrolase (carboxylate-forming) A-like. The record is from RefSeq and is a predicted model, not a curated record. The coding region runs from base 359 to 1306 and encodes 315 amino acids. NCBI's taxonomy places the organism in Eukaryota, Metazoa, Chordata, Actinopteri, Cypriniformes, Cyprinidae. Gene Ontology annotation, molecular function: aminoacylase activity; hydrolase activity, acting on ester bonds. The transcript is spliced from 8 exons.
AGUACUCUAACGCCGCUAAACUGAAUUUGAGACAUGCGGACAGGCAGAGAAAACAAAUGGGAAAAACAUAACGUUAUUAAUUAUCAGCUAAUGUAAUUUAUAAUAAUAAUUAUUAAUCUCAUUGUGUUGAGACUUAAGCGCUUAAUCUCCGCAUCGACCGUUACAUUUUCUCUCACACAGCUGCUGUUCCUUUCCUGAGGAAGUACGAGGGAACGGUCACAGGAAAGGUGCGUACAUGAGUCAGCAAAACACUCGGUUCAUGCUGGAGCUUCAGUGGAAGUGAGAGUUGCUGUGACAUCAGCAUCAUGUGUGAAAGAUGAUCCAGUUCUGGUGACUGAAGCAGUCAGAGAAGGACGAGAUGGCAUUGGAAUUCCUGCCAGCACUGGCUCGUAUGGUCGUAUGCGGCGGCACCCAUGGAAAUGAGCUGUCCGGUGUGUAUGUGGUGCAGGAGAUGGAGCGACAGCGGAAAGAGAAGGGAGAGGGCGCAUGGCCGAUUCCUGUUACAACCGUGCUGUCAAACCCACGGGCUGUGAAAGAGUGCAGAAGAUACAUUGACACGGAUAUGAACCGCUGCUUCAACACAGCCACGCUGAGUUCUCCUAUUACAGACAGCAGCCCGUAUGAAGUCCGGCGUGCACAAGAACUGAACAAACUGAUGGGGCCGAAAGGAUCCAAAGAUGCAGCAGACAUGAUCUGUGACCUUCAUAACACCACGUCUAAUGUGGGUCUCACACUCAUCCAUUACACAUCCAGUGACUGGGUGACCCUGCACAUCUGCAAAUACUUACAGACUAAGAUAACCAAAGUGCCUGUGAGAGUGCUGGUACUGGAUUUCCCAGUUAGUGACGCAUAUAACUUGGAGUCGGUAUCCAAGCAUGGCUUUACGCUAGAGGUCGGGCCGCAGCCGCAUGGUGUCGUCAGAGCUGACAUCUAUAUGAUUAUGAAAGAGGCCGUCGACUUGACAAUAGACUGGAUUCACAAAUUCAACUCGGGAACGGUGUUUGAAGGCGGGGAUGUGGAAGCCUUCAAGUUUAUCAAGAGUGUCGAUUAUCCUAGAGAUCCAGAGACUCGGACUCUCACUGCCGCCAUUCAUCCCCAGCUGCAGGACAGAGACUUCUGUCUCCUCAAGCGGGGAGACCCUUUGUUUUUUAAAUUUUCUGGAGAAACCGUAAAGUACGAAGAAGAAGACGAGACACUUCAUCCUUUCUUUAUCAAUGAGGCUGCCUACUAUGAAAAGGGAAUCGCUUUUCACUUGGCAAAAAAGUUGAUGCUGACAAUUCCAACGGUGCAAGUACAGAAAGACUGAAUAGAUAUUAAUUAAUGAAUGGAUAUUAAACUCAGCACGUUUGCCAAAAAAUCUAACAUCAAUCAGAUGAUUUCACAAGACAGAAUGACACUCAAAUUAUUUGACCAAUUUUUCAUAUUUAUCUCAGGUAGACAUCAUGUACUUACUUGUAGCUAUAUGAAAAUGAAAAGCUAAUUAAAUUGUAAAAUUUUAAUACAAUGUUUGGUCCAGAGCUUGCAUCUCUUCUAAAUGUAAGUCUGUAACUAACUGUAAACCUUUUGUUUUCUUGGAUCUUGAAGCAAAAACAGUUGAGAACCACUGGUUUAAAGGGAUGGUGUGAAAACAUUUCUGUCCGUCAGAGCCUGUACAUCACAGAAAUACGAAACUUGGUGGAAUGGUUUAUAGUCACACCUGCUACUCAGGCAAGCAAACACACAUCUGUCAGACACUAGGUGGUGCUAUAAUAAGGUUAAAAACACUAUUAUUUCUCCCCCUAAAUUCAUUUCCAAUGAUCUUCACCAAAAUUUGUAUGUCAUGUAAAAACGAGCAUGUGUAGUAAAGUGUGUGAAAAUCGGUUACAAAAUGGUUCUGUAAGCAACUUUACAUUUUUGUAUAGAACUCUGUAACUUUGCAAAAUUCUUGUUUCUUCGGAAUCCUUGUUGUUAAAAGAGAAGUCCACUUCCAGAAUAAAAAUUCACAUAUAAUGUACUCACCCCAUUGUCA